Arachis duranensis is the source of this 516-nucleotide messenger RNA. Its product is annotated as GPI-anchored protein LLG3. NCBI's taxonomy places the organism in Eukaryota, Viridiplantae, Streptophyta, Magnoliopsida, Fabales, Fabaceae. Bases 1 to 516 code for a protein of 171 amino acids. The record is from RefSeq and is a predicted model, not a curated record. The transcript is spliced from 3 exons.
AUGGCUUCAUCAAAUGCCUUAUUCUCUUGCAUUCUCUGCUUCUUCAUUCUCAUUGUCACAUUGGCCUCGGCUUCUUCCGCUUCCAAUCCUGGGGUAUCAACUACAACUGUCCGUUCCCUCCUUCAGGCCAAGACAGCUUGCAAAGUUGACAUGGAGAAGCUGAACUACACAAUAAUCACAAGCCAGUGCAAGGGGCCACAUUAUCCACCAAAGAUUUGUUGCAAUGCUCUAAAGCAAUUGGCAUGCCCAAUCUCAAAGGAGAUCAAUGAUGAGGGAAGUGAUUGUGCUCAAGUCAUGUUUAGCUACAUUAACAUUCAUGGAAAAUACCCUCCUGGCCUCUUUGCUAAUCAAUGCAAAGAAGAAUCUGAAGGUCUUAACUGUGAAAAUGUAGUAUAUCCUCCUUCUCCUUCUACAUCUUUUAGCUCUCCCAAACUUUCUCAUCGUGCUUCUCACCCUAUCAUCUUGCUCUUCUCUGUUGCUGCUUUCCUAGGAGGCUUCUUGUUCCAUUGGUUCUAA